Messenger RNA from Peronospora matthiolae, 882 nucleotides. NCBI's taxonomy places the organism in Eukaryota, Oomycota, Peronosporomycetes, Peronosporales, Peronosporaceae. The record is from the annotation of a GenBank genome assembly.
AUGACUGAUAGCGGCAAGUGUGCAUUUGUUCUUGGGAUCGAGCUUUUGGACGGUGAAGAUGGCAGUGUGACACUAUGUCAGCGUCGGUAUGUCGAUGAUAUCCUCAAGCGCUUUGGCAUGGAUGAUUGCAAGGCAGUCGCAAGUCCAGUCGACAUGAGCUCUCGAAUUGUUUCAAGUGAUGCAACUACCAAGGUCGAUGCUCCUUUUCGCGAAGCUGUUGGUGCGUUGAUGCACCUGACCACUGCAACGCGUCCGGACAUUGCGUUUGCUGUGGGCUAUCUGUCGCGGUUCAUGGAAAAUCCCCAAGAAGAACACUGGGUUGCAGUUAAGCGUAUCUUUCGCUACCUACAAGGCACUAAGACGCAUGGAAUUUGCUACAAGCCAAGUGCAAGGAUCGACUUCCGUGGAUAUUCGGAUGCGGAUUGGGCUGGUGAUCUUACCGACCGCAAGUCAACAUCGGGGUACACGUUCAUGCUACUCGGUGCGCCAGUGAGUUGGGGCAGCAAGAAGCAGCCAAGUGUUUCGUUGUCCACGACUGAAGCUGAAUACAUCGCACUCAGCUUGGCGAUUCAAGAGGGCAAGUGGAUUCAUCGUCUGCUUUGUGAGAUCAUGAUGGCUGCCAAUGAAGAAGGACCGGAGCUCAUGAUACAUGAAGACAAUCAGUCGUGUAUCAAGAUGACGAAGAACCCAGUCAACCACGGCCGUGCCAAGCACAUUGAUAUCAAGUACCAUCACAUCCGUGAUGAGGUCAAGCGCGGUGAAGUGAAGCUCAAGUACUGUGAAACUGCGGUGAUGUUAGCGGACAUCAUGACGAAGGGACUUCACGGGCCACGCCACAAGGAGACGACGGCGGCUCUCGGGAUUUGUGCGUGUUCGCAUUGA